AUGAUCAUCUUUGUCGUCUCCCCUCCAAGUCCCUGCUACCAUCCACAUCUUGAUACUGCAAACACUCCCGCGUAACCUUACAGUCGUUCCAUUUAUCGGCUCCACGCACGUCAAGCCCAUAGCUCUUGCCUGCCGUCAGCGCCAGCGAAACAUAAAGACGCGCGAAACGCUGAUGCAGCUCCUGUGUCGUGACGACGGCAGCGUCCAGAAUCCAGAUGUCGAUCCCACAUUUCACGCAGAUGGUUUCCCGACGGGAGCGGCAGGGGUCGCGCGGAACUAUGAUCAGCUCUGUCACCGUCUACUCUUAGGAUCCGCAAAUCAGGGCCCUUCCACUGCUUUCCAUGCGCGCGAGGCUUUGGGAACUGAGAGCAAGAUAUUCUGAACAUCGACAUGCUGGGAACCGGAUUGUGCUUGAUUUACGCUGCCCCCCAGCGUGUGUGUGAUUGCGCACUGCCCCGUCGCAAGGACAUGCUACCGUAAUAAGCCCAUGAUUGCAUCCCGCUCGGGGCCCCUGGAACCACUUCUCGUUCGUUCGUUCUUUCCAACCAUGCACUCGUGUCACUGGCUGCUGCUGCUUCCGAUGCUCGCUGCUGCUUUUCGCGCGGAGCAUCCCAUCCCUUCGAGGUGGCUUUCUGCCACCUCGCCGAUCCAAAAUGCGGCGAGUAAGGUGCAUUCAAGCGGUGUUUCCAGCUCGGGUGCUCCUGCUCCUACUGCUUCCAAUAUGACGGACGCAGUGACUACUUCUGCUACAACGGGGAUGACGGUCUUAAAUUCGACAACAACCGUAAAGGUGGAUUUUGACACCACUCCUCAAAGCCCCAGCAGCACCACACCCACGAACAGCGCCAUCGCCUCGACUCUGGAACCUGAGAAGACAUCGGAUGCUUCCUCGCCGCCCCCGAGUCCCCCGCUUAGUUCUCCCACUUCCAGCCCACCCCUCAAGCCCGGUCCGACGCCGACACCGACAUCCGCCAGAUCCACCGUCCCUUUCCCGCCGUCGGCCUCCCCUCCUAAUGCCCUCACUGAAUCUCUCGCAAGGCAACUAUCAUCCUCUCCCUCCUCUCCCUCCUCCUCCUCCUCCUCUCCCCUUGCAGGCAACACCUCGACACACCGCAAAUCCAUCAUCAUCGGCAUCGUCGUCGCCCUGCUCGUCGCCGUAGUAGGCGCCGUGGCUGGCUGGGCGUUGUACAAGCGCUUCCGCCGGCGGCGCGACAGACGCGCGUGGGAGCGCACGCACCGCGAGAUCGCCGAUGCCGUGCGGCAGGUCAACACGCCUGCUCCGGGCGCGACCGGGACGCUGCCGCCGAGCCGCGGCACGUCCCGCGCCAGCUCUGCCUGUGCGCAGAGCGGCGAGGACGUGGAUCCGUUCGUCGAUGAGCAGUACGAUAUGUUCGACGCGGUUGCGUCUCCUCCUUCGAUGGCCAGUGUGCGAUCGCAGUCUCCGUUGUGCGUGCAGCAUUAUCGGCCUAAUCCUUUGUAAAUUAUCAUCAUUGGUAUAUGCUAGUGGUGGAACGAUCGCGGACACAGAUCAAGCCACACACCACCCAAUUGAUGAGCUGCCAGAGCGGCUCCGCUGAACACCAGACACCAGUUGACUGACAUCUACCGCCCGUUGCUCGCAGAUAGAUUAGAUGGAUGGAUGAUCAGAGGACGGGUCGCCGAGAUGCUAUACUUAAGGCUGAGUCUGGGAAGCAGCAGCGCUUCUGGAACAGCCAGAGCUGGAACGCUGGCGACACUCCCACCCCUCCCCCUCUGCUCCCUUCGUUCUUCUCGAUGCUGGCUCGCCAGCGACAGCAAGGAUCCAGGACUGGCUCCGGAUCCACUUGCACCGGCUCGUCCGACGGGACACUCGUCUUGGCGGAGCGACAUGGGGACGGAGACUGCAAAGACUCAUAUCCGGCGCAGGGACAGGCGGGGUGCGUCGUCGAGUGACACUGCGGCAGCUGUCGUUCGGCUUACUCACUAAAUGGGGACAGAGGAAGCUCGGACUUCACGGCGACUCCAAUAUCUCUCCACAAGACAGCAACGACGUCUGCGAUGGUCACAACUACGGUGUUCCCGCAAGUUGGUCUCCCCCUUGUCCCCUCGCAGACCAGUCCCAGUGUCGCGUCGACGUUGCCGUACACACUGCCUGUCCCAUCGGACUCUGAUAUUAUCCUCUUACCAUCAGCAUCAGCAUUAUCAUCACUUCCCUCAUCGCCCGCAUUAUCAUCAUCAUUAGCAUCUCAUCACGCGCUCUCCCGUCCCCAGCUCCUCGCCGCGGUCCUCACCCCCAUCCUCACCCUCCUCGUUCUCUUCGCGGUCCUCGCGUCCCGCCUCCUGUAUAACCGCCGCCGCCGCGCGCGCGACCGCCAGGAGUGGGUCCGCACGCACCGCGAGAUCGCGGACGCCGUGCGCGAGCGCCAGGCGGGCGCCGGGACGCCCGUGCGCUGGGGCCUAGGCGGAUUUGGCUACAAUGCCGCGCAGGCCGAGGCUGGGGAGAGCCAGAUGCGGCUCGUCGACGGCCGCGAGGGCGGGGUUACGUGAAUGAAGAAAAGAAAUGUGCGUGUGUGGUUGCGCGCGCGGAAUCGCUGAGUGGUGUAUGUUAUAUUAUUUUGUAAGUAUGGAUGAAGCAAAGAAUCGGAUCCCACCAGGAGGUCUCUCUUUGGUCACGCUUGGGACAAUGAUUGACGGGGUUCCCAAAAUGGUAGACCGAGCCCCUAGCAAAGGUCACCGAGUCUUCGAGCGGUCAUAGAAUUCCUAAAAUUGAACCAGAACAUAGACUAACAUAGACUAUAUAUCCACUUGUUCUUAGCCAAUUUUCACAUCCCUGAUGAUGCCCCUCGGCUCUGGGCCGCAAUAUCAGGAUCCCAACUCCGGACAUCCCUG
Molecule: messenger RNA, 2868 nt
Organism: Mycena citricolor
Lineage: Eukaryota; Fungi; Basidiomycota; Agaricomycetes; Agaricales; Mycenaceae
Source: the annotation of a GenBank genome assembly